CGCCUUCCUUCUAUCAUUCCCACAAUACAGCAGGAGCAGAGAGCAGCAAUUGCUGUGUCUGGUAGCAGACAAUCCAGCUGUGAGGAGCGAGAGGUGUUAUUACAAGGAGCACUCAGAAUGGAAAAGGACAAGAAACACAAGACUGAUUUGAUAAUAAAUCUCACACUGGAAAUAAUCUACCUGCUGACUGGGGAGGGUUACACAGUAGAGAAGAAGACAUCUGGUGAGUAUGAGACACCCAGCAGCCAUCCCUGCCUGUCAGGAGGACUGAGCAGGAUCCAGAGCCCCAUCAUGGUGCCUCCACCUCACUCACUGAUACAUGAGAGGCACAAUGACCAGAAGAUCCUGGAACUCACCCACAAGAUCAUUCAGCUGCUGACUGGAGAGGAGGGGGAGUAUAUAGAGGAACACAGGGGUCUGUACAAGGACGUGAUGAUGGAGAAUCACCGGCCCCUCACAUCACUGGAUGGACCCAGUAACAGAGAUACCCCAGAGAGAUGUCCCCGUCCUCUGUAUUCCCAGGAUUGUACAGAGGAGAAUCACAGGAUCCCACAGGAGGAUCAGGGGGAACAGCUGACUGAUAUGAAGAUAAAUGAUAUAGACAGAGAAGAAGAGACGUAUGUGACUGAUAUGAAGGCAGAAGAUAUAGAGGGAGAAGAAGAGACGUAUGUGACUGAUAUGAAGGCAGAAGAUAUUGAGGGAGAAGAAGAGACGUAUGUGACUGAUAUGAAGGCAGAAGAUAUAGAGGGAGAAGAAGAGACGUAUGUGACUGAUAUGAAGGCAGAAGAUAUUGAGGGAAAAGAAGAGACGUAUGUGACUGAUAUGAAGGCAGAAGAUAUUGAGGGAAAAGAAGAGACGUAUGUGACUGAUAUGAAGGCAGAAGAUAUAGAGGGAGAAGAAGAGACGUAUGUGACUGAUAUGAAGGCAGAAGAUACAGAGGGAGAAGAAGAGACGUAUGUGACUGAUAUGAAGGCAGAAGAUAUAGAGAGAGAAGAGACGUAUAUGACUGAUAUGAAGGCAGAAGAUACAGAGGGAGAAGAAGAGACGUAUGUGACUGAUAUGAAGGCAGAAGAUACAGAGGGAGAAGAAGAGACGUAUGUGAGGGGUGAUCAGCAGUGUAAGGAGGAGGAAAUCCCUACAGAUAUCAGCACAGAUGGACACAAAAGUAGGACUAUCUCAGAAGGACAUCUAAUGUUAUCCCCGGAUUGGGAAAUAAAAGAUAAUGACAUUAUACAGGAUUCUCCAGGAGCUGACCCCAUUACCCCAAUUGUACAUCCAGCUCUAUCAGCUGAUCCCUCUGAUCCUGGGAAAUGUUCUCCUGAUCACUCUGAUAUUGGUGCAUCUGUUACAGCUCUGACAGUAGAUACAGUGUUUCCCUGUUCUAUAGAUGCCAAAUGUUUUACACCGAACACAAAGCUUAUUACCCAUCAGUCAGCUAAGGCAGAUGAGAGGCCAUUUCCAUGUGCUGAGUGUGGGAAAUGUUUUCCAUGCAACUCAGCUCUUGUUGCACAUCUGAGAAUUCACACAGGUGAGAGGCCAUUUCCAUGUUCUGUGUGUGGGAAAUGUUUUACAUGGAAAUCAGUUCUUGUUACACAUCAGAAAACUCACACAGGUGAGAGGCCAUUUCCAUGUUCUGAGUGUGGGAAAUGUUUUACACUGAAAUCAAAUCUUGUUAAACAUGAGAGAAGUCACACAGGUGAGAGGCCAUUUCCAUGUUCUGUGUGUGGGAAAUGGUUCACACACAAAUCGUAUCUUGUUACACAUCAGAGAAGUCACACAGGUGAGAAACCAUUUCCAUGUUCUGAGUGUGGGAAAUGUUUCACACACAAAUCAGUUCUUGUUACACAUCAGAGAAGUCACACAGGUGAUAAUCCAUUUCCAUGUUCUGAGUGUGGGAAAUGUUUCACACACAAAUCAGUUCUUGUUACACAUCACAGAAGUCACACAGGUGAGAAACCAUUUAAGUGUUCUGAGUGUGGGAAAUGUUUCACACACAAAUCAGUUCUUGUUACACAUCAGAGAAGUCACACAUGUGAAAAACCAUUUCCAUGUUCUGAGUGUGGGAAAUGUUUUACAGCGAAAUCAAAACUUGUGAUACAUCAGAGAACUCACACAGGUGAGAAACCAUUUAAGUGUUCUGAGUGUGGGAAAUGUUUUACUAAGGCAUCAUAUCUUGUUAUACAUCAGAGAAGUCACAUAGGUGAGGAACCAUUUUCAUGUUCUGAGUGUGGGAAAUGUUUUACUAAGGCAUCAUAUCUUGUUAUACAUCAGAGAAGUCACACAGGUAAGGAGCAAUUUUCAUGUUCUGAGUGUGAGAAAUGUUUUGCAAAUAAAUCAGCUCUUGUAAUACAUCAGAGAAGUCACACAGGUGAAAAACCAUUUCCAUGUUCUGAAUGUGGGAAAUGUUUUACAUGGAAAUCAGCUCUUGUUAUACAUCAGAGACUUCACACAGUUGUGAAGCCCUUUGCAUGUUCUGAGUGUGGAAAAUGUUAUACUACUUCAUCACAGCUUGUUAUACAUCAGAGAAAUCACACUGGUGAGAAACCAUUUCCAUGUUCUGAGUGUGGGAAAUGUUUUAAAGCGAAAUCACGUCUUGUUAGACAUCAGAGAAGUCACACAGGUGAGAAGCCCUUUGCAUGCACUGAGUGUGGAAAAUAUUUUGCUCAGAAAUCACAUCUGAUUAGACAUCAGAGAAGUCACAGGUGAGGCCAUUUGCAUGUUCUGAGUGAGAAAUAAAUCAGCUCUUGAUGCACACUGUAGACAUCACACAGGUGGGGAAGCAUUUUAAUCUUCUGGAGUAGACUCGUCUUCACCAUUUCCCUGCAUUGUUCCUUCAGGUGCUAUUCUAUGUCCUAUGUUUUGUUUUUUGGAUUAUAAAAUCUUCAUUGAAGCAUGAACAUAAACUAUUGAGGUAUCUCGUUCCCUUUCCGUUGGGCACCAAAUUUUUUAGUGUAUUUGGUACUCCGAUUUCCAGAGGAUAUAUCCACUCUUUAUUUGGUUAGUUUUACUUAUUUUAUUACUCAAAUGUUGACUGAUUUUGAUAAAUGGCGUCAUUUGCCGUUAUCCUAUAUCGGCCGUUGAUGGUUUCCUUUCCCAGACUUCUUUACCCAAUCCAGAUGUUGCCUUUCCUUCUGACUGACCGUGAUGUUGCACAUAUUAAUAGGGCUAUAACCAAAUUAAUAUCGUCUGGUAAACGCCCCAGGAUAUCACUGUAUAAAUUGCAGCAGCCAUUGCUGGGAGGCAUUAACUUCCAGAAUGUUCAGGCUUAUGCCCUGGCAUCUAACCUACGAUAUGCACUGGAUUGGGUAAGGAGUGUGGACAAUUAUGUUUGUUAUUCUCUUGAUCAAGCGUUUCUUUCUGCUGUUACUUUGGAUGCCUUAUUACAUUUACCGAUAACUUAUUUUCCAGUGGAACUAUGCAAUAAUCCAUUACUCUACUCUACUCUAUACCCUAUAUUUCUCUUACGUCCUAGAGGAUGCUGGGGUCCACAUUAGUACCAUGGGGCAUAGACGGGUCCCUUAGGAGCCGUGGGCACUUUAAGAGUUUAAUAGUGUGGGCUGGCUCCUCCGUCUAUGCCCCUCGUACCAGACUCGGUUUAGAAAAUGUCCCCGGUGGAGCUGUUCACAGCUAGGGUAGCUCCUUGAGCUUUUCUGGUUUUAUUAUUUUUUAAGAGAUGUUAGGCACAGGGAGGCUGCUGGCAACAGCCUCCCUGCUUCGUGGGACUUAGGAGGGGGGUAGUGUCAAACCCUUGAGGUUAAUGGCCACUAUCUCUGCUGACAGAACACUAAGCUCCUGAGGGUGAUGAUCUCUAGCCCCCGAGGCAACCGCUCCUGCAACCUCCUAACCAAGCCAGAAAAUUACGAUGGCGAGUAGGGCACCAUCGACCUGACAAGCAGGGAGCUGGUGAGAAUGGCGGCAUCAGGGUGGGAGCACAGUACUGAAGCUGCACUCCGGUGGGCUCAGCGGUACUAUGGUGUGGCGCUGGGAGGGGCCCCCUGGGCCAGUGCAAUACCCUAACACUGGUCACUUCUAAGCUAUCAGGGACUCUGUCUGCUGCCAGCGAUCAUUUACUUCAGACCUGUAUAAUCAAAGUGUGGGAAGACGCACCAUUUUAGGGGGCGGAGCUUCUCAUAGCAGACCCAUCAGCUCACCAGCACCAUUUUCUCCCUGCAGAUCAUCACACUGAGGCGCCGACUGGGAGCGCUGCCCCUCCACAGAACUUCAGCUAUCCUGUGCGGUACCAGCGGGUUAUAGAGGGAGAGUGUAUAUUCACUAUAACUGUGUGGUCUAUUAAGGGUUCACAGUCAGCGCCAGGCACUUAUUCUAUAACUGCCUACUGGGGCGCUGUGUGGGUGCUGGCUCCAUUAACUCUGUUUCUCUGAAGGUACUUGGGGGAAACUGACAUUUUCCUGUGUGUGUGUGUGUGUAUAGUUUCUCACAGUACCAUGUCCAGGGACUCUGUGUCUUGUGCUGCAGAAUAUGUAUCUUCCCCAGAGUAAUCCAUUCCAUGUACUCAGGAAUGUAAUAUGUCUCAGCCUUCCGAAUCCGAACACCAGUGGGUGGCUUCCAUAAAGGGAAUGAUAUCCCAGAUUUCUACUAGGAUAGCAUAUAAUGAGACUGAAACACAGGUUUUGAAUUUAUCUGGAGGUUUUGUCUGGUUCUGUUCUCACUACCAUAUCAAAAUCCCCUGGUAUAGGGGGCGUGGCUUCGGCGGACAUGAAGUAGCACACAGGCUGUGUGACUCCAGCUAAAUAAUCCUGUUGCCUCAUCCUGUCUCCCCCUGGGCCUGAAAACUGCCCCAAAACCUGUGUGAAGGUGAGUGGGACCCUUGUGCCACUCUGAGACCUGCUCAUCAAACUCCUGCUGCAGACGGACGACAUUUGUGUGCUGGGCUCCUGGGACGGAUCACUCACGUGGGACACCGCCCUCCUGUCUACCCGCACUGAGUUAUUGUGCACGGAUGCCGCUCAGUACAUUGCCUGCAUCCGCCGUUGCUGCCUCUCCUGUGAGUGACUGCGGCCGGGGAGAGCUCCGGUGAGCGCUCCUCUCCCCCCUGCUUGUGUCCGGGUGCGUGUCAGCGGGAUCUCCCGCUGCGACCCUGACACAUGACCCGCCGCCGCUCUCCUCUCUCUCUCUCCUGCGGCUCUAGCCUCUGAUCUCCCUCGUUGAGCCUCUGGAUGGUGCGGCUGAGGAGCGGGGCUUGGAGGGGCUGUGUACUUCUCUGUGCCCCCUCUCCAUUUUCUCCAGUCAUAGGUGUUGCCCUGCUGUGCUCUGCGCUGUAUUAACCCCUUGAGGGCCUGCUUGUGGUUCUGCCCAGUGCCCCGCACUCUAGGAUCCCCUGGGGCUCAACUGGACAAGUUGCCGAGGGGCACGUUUGGCCGGGUUGCAUGCUGUAUGCGUCCCCUGUGCUGAGGAUUCUCCUUCAUGCUUCAGGGCAGACGGCGGCUGGAUGUGUCUGAUAUACUAAAGGUGGUAUCCGGACUCCAGGUCGACAGCACAAAGGUCGACACACUUUUGGUCGACACACAUUAGGUCGACACACAUUAGGUCGACAGGGUCAAAAGGUCGACAUGGAAAAAGGUCGACAUGAGUUUUUCAUUUUUUCUUUUUUUGAACCUUUUCAUACUUAACGAUCCACGUGGACUACGAUUGGAACGGUAAAGUGUGCCGAGCGAAGCGGUAGCGGAGCGAAGCGAGCCAUGCGAGGGGACGCGGUGCACUAAUUCGGGUUCCCGGUCACUCUAUGAAGAAAACGACACAAAAAACCCAUAAACUCAUGUCGACCUUUUGACCCUGUCGACCUUUUGAUCCUGUCGACCUUUUGACCCUGUCGACCAAUUGGUGUCGACCUAAAGUGUGUCGACCUUUGUGCUGUCGACCCUGAGUCCCAGACCCACUAAAGGUCCACGUGAGCGCCUACUGGUCAGUUUUGAUAUACUACAUUUAUCCGCGGGCAGCGACUGGACAGUUUUGAUAUACUAUAUUGCAUUGCGGGCGGAGACUGGACAAUAUUGAUAUACUGAAUUCCCCUGAUUCCCGCCGUCGGCAGGCUACCAUGGUUAAGCAACACCAGAAUGCUGCGGCUGCAGCAAAACUGGAGAAAUACGCCAGAAACCCUCGAGCGCAGUCGGCCUUGUCUCCGUCACCACCGUCGCCUUCCAAUAGCUCCUCUGUGGAGGCCACGGAUUCGGCCCUACAGAAAGUACUGGAGGCGGUUGCUGCCAGCGAAACCCGCCUGGCAGACCAGAUCGGCCAGGUCCAGGCGGACCUAUCCAUCAUCCACCAAGACCUACAACGGGUGCGGGAGAGGGUCGGUGAGGUUGAAACACGCAUCUCCAUGCUGGAAGACACGGUACCACCAAUUGAUAGACGUACCGCUGCCCUGGAGUCCCAAAUGUCGGAGGUACACAAGAAGAUGACCGAUAUGGAGGGGAGACUGCGGCGGAACAAUGUCCGCUUCGUCGGCUUGCCUGAGAAAGGAGGAGGGCGCCUCCCCAAAAAAAUUUCUUGAACGCUGGUUGCGGGAUGCGUUUGGAGCAGAGGAGCGCGCUCACAGAGUCCCGAUGCGUCCAUUGCCUCCGGGGGCGCCUCCUCGUACACUCAUAGCCAAGCUCCUUCAUUACCGUGAUAGGGAUGUGAUUCUGAAAUUGGCCCGUACUAAGGAUCCUCUCAAGUGGAACGGAUCUCCGGUCUCAGUCUUCCCUGAUUUUGCCAUUGAUGUUCAAAAAGAUAGAGCUCAAUUUGUCUCUGUGAAACGCAGGCUGCGUGAACUGCACAUCCCCUAUGCCAUGCUCUUUCCGUCUAAACUGCGGGUGGUUUCAGACGGAGAAACUAAAUUCUUCAUGACCCCCCGCGAAGCAUUGGUGUGGUUGGACAGACGCUUUCCGGCUCGGCGGGCGCUGGCCGCUGACUGAUCUCCUGCACUUCGUUCCUUAAUUAGGAAGUAUAUUGCCCCUUGCUUGUAUGUU
Messenger RNA from Pseudophryne corroboree (corroboree frog), 6968 nucleotides. Its product is annotated as zinc finger protein ZFP2-like. The coding region runs from base 118 to 2706 and encodes 862 amino acids. Gene Ontology annotation, molecular function: DNA-binding transcription factor activity, RNA polymerase II-specific; RNA polymerase II cis-regulatory region sequence-specific DNA binding. The transcript is spliced from 7 exons. Gene Ontology annotation, biological process: regulation of transcription by RNA polymerase II. Gene Ontology annotation, cellular component: nucleus. The record is from RefSeq and is a predicted model, not a curated record. Lineage: Eukaryota; Metazoa; Chordata; Amphibia; Anura; Myobatrachidae.